Messenger RNA from Brienomyrus brachyistius, 3356 nucleotides. RefSeq names its product mitochondrial transcription termination factor 2 (gene mterf2). Gene Ontology annotation, molecular function: double-stranded DNA binding. Gene Ontology annotation, biological process: regulation of DNA-templated transcription; termination of mitochondrial transcription. Lineage: Eukaryota; Metazoa; Chordata; Actinopteri; Osteoglossiformes; Mormyridae. The transcript is spliced from 3 exons. Gene Ontology annotation, cellular component: mitochondrial matrix. The record is from RefSeq and is a predicted model, not a curated record. The coding region runs from base 271 to 1404 and encodes 377 amino acids.
GGGACAUUUUGAACAAUCGUGUUGGUGGAAAUACACACAUAUAUAUUUUUUUCCAUCCAGUAUUUUUAGAAGAAUGAAACGGUUUCCUGUUGCAAGGUGGAGGUCUGAGUAUUUUUCAUUCUGCAACUCCGGUAUCGAAACAGGUCGGCUCCCUGUGAGAAUUCAUGGAGCUCAACAUACGGAACCACUCAGUUUAAAAAUAAUAGAAUAAAAUUACAGCUUACUUUCACAGAUUAAUAAGGAUUCAGAGACUGUCCUGUGGUUGAAACCAUGCUGCGAUGGACAACAACAUCCUUUUGCACCUACUGGCUGCAUAUUAGGCCUUUCUUCCUACCCAGAACACACUGUUCCACACUCAGUUCCAGUCAGGUGGAGAACAAAUUCACUGUAGACCGUUUAUCUCACUUGUCUGUAGACAUUGGGAAAAUUCGCAAGUUGAAAGGAUGGGUACUGUUUCAGAGUCCUACAUAUGUCAAUGAGACAGCUAGGCUUUUGCGUGAUUUGGGUGCUAAUAAGGAAACAAUUGGACGUAUUCUGGAGCAGCAUCCAGAAGCGGUUCUGUGCACUCCUGAGGAAUUACAGGCUCAACAUGAGCUGUGGACGACUGUCUGUCCCAACAGUAAAGACCUUCUGGGUAUAAUUGAGAAAUUUCCAGCUUCAUUUUUUACUGUCAGUCACUAUGCUAAUCAGAAGGCCAAUAUACAGUUUUUUCAGAGCUUACAUUUGAACAAGCGCAUCAUCAGCAAAUUAAUGGGUAGUGCUCCGCAAAGCUUCAGCAGACCAGUGGAGAAGAACCAGGAAAUGAUCCAUACCUUAAAGGAGUCGUACCUUCGUCUUGGGGGCAGUGAGAGCAACAUGAAGAUUUGGCUCCAGAAGUUACUCAGUCAGAACCCUUUCAUACUGAUUAAACCCCCAGAGGUGGUAUGGGAGAAUAUCCAGUUCUUACAGGACAGGGGGUUCUCUGCUGUAGAGCUCCUCCACCUAGUGUCCAAACUGAAGGGCUUCAUCACAGAACUUAGCCCUAAAAGCAUGCAGAACAUCCUUACUUAUUCCCUGGAGACUCUACAGUGCUCUGAGACCGAACUAAGGGUGAUUAUCCUCAAGUGCCCUGGGCUCCUUAAUUAUCCUGUGCCUGUUCUAGAUGACCGUUUGAAGGGACUAUUUGAAGCAGGCAUCAGUUUAGACCAGAUCAAAGACACACCUACAAUCUUAGAGCUGACCACACAAAUUGUGCUCUACCGUAUACAAAAACUGGAGUCAUAUGGUUAUAGCAUUAAAACAGGAAGCCUGGAAGCUCUGGAUGGGACAAAAAAAGACUUUGAAAUGAUGUAUGGAAGACUGAAACUGAGACAGGAGCGUCCGAUCUUUAACCCUGUUGCCCCAUUAAGGAGCACGGAGGAAUGAUCUUUACAGCCCUUGAAUGAGAAGAAAGGAAACAAGUUUGAGCAGUUCUUCAUGCCACAGUGAACUACUCUGUCACCUGAUGUAUUAAAUUUGUUUUUUUUUUUUGGUUCUGGAAAGGACCAAACAUAUAGUCGUUUGUCCUGUGUAACCAUAAAUCAGGUAUUUGCAGUCUUUAAUGGCUUUUGUGGGCUCUGUACCUGUGACCAGAAUGUCACUGGUUUAAAUCCUGUGGCCGGCAGUGAUGAAAUCAUUCUAAAACAAAAAAACGAAUAGUCCACUCUUUCACACUGUUGUCACACAUGCUAGCUUGUGUCUUAGCAAAUGGCAGUUGACCUUUGAUGCGUGAUAUAUUCACCUAAAGCAGGUCCUGGCAGAUAGCCACGCAUGUCCUUGCAGAUGUGUAGUGUUUAGGAAGUGAUAUGCAGAAUCAUAAUUCGAAAAAAGGGGGGACCUGGUACUGGGUAUUUUCUCAUCUGUUCAUUUGGAACCUCAUUUUGGUUUCCUAACUCUAAUCACCACUUAGUGUUGAGUUGGAUUCAAUAGUGGGGGAAGAUGCUGGAUAUACCUAGUAGACCCAAAUGUAUAGUGAGGGAGUGCUGGGAGUGUCUGCCAGAAGCCUCCGUCCAGGAGAUCCUGCACCUCCAGUAGAACGUUGAGACAUUGGACAUUGAGCCUGAAUGGGCCAUGUUCUGGGACUCCAUUGCAGAAGCGGCUGUGCAAAGCUGUGGCCAUAAAGUUGUCGGCGUCGGUCGAGGUGGCAAUCCCCAAACCCGGUGGUGGACACCAGCGGCAAAGCAAGCUGUCAGGCUGAAGGAGGCCUUCUGAGCUUGGCUAGCUUGUGGGACUCCGGCCGAUACCUGCCAGCUAAGUGGAAAGUGGCUGUGGCUGUUACUGAAGCAAAACUCAGAUGUAGGAGGAAUUUGUCAGCCUUGAAAAGAUGCUGGCAGAACAUCAGGCGACUUAGGAGGGGGAAGCAGGGCUUCACUGAAGCGGUUUACACCAGGGAUGGACCUCAAUUGGGGAUUUAGUCAGGCGGUGGAAGGAGCAUUUUGAGUGCAUCCUGAAUCCCACUUAUACACCUUCUUUGGAGGAAGUAGAGCUGGAAGACUCAGAGGAGGAUCUAUGGCCGAUUUAUACCCGAUGCUCACAACGCGUCCGUGUGUGCAUCAUGGCUGCCACUCGUUUUCUGCAUUGAUUCUAUGCGUCAUCUGUGAAAAAUUAAUGCUACAUGUAAACAAGAUACAGUACCAUCAGAAAUCUUGGGGGGCAGUACGGUCAUCUUUUGUCACAAGACUAUGGGUUUAUGUACAGUGUAUAUAGUUAGCAUUAAAGUAGAAUCAUUUUUUGCUUUUUUUUUAAGAAUGAGUGGCCAGAAGAUAUUCAAAACUAAGCAGGAGAGAAAAUGUUCCAAUCACUAUUAUGUCCCUCUUUGUCCAACGUUUUGCGGUAUUAAUCACAAUUCCUUUCCAAGAUUAAACUAUUAAAAAUACACUAAAGUUUACCGUCGCUACUUUUGCAUGAGCCAGUUUUCCUCCAGUCAAUCCUACUCAUUUUCAUCCUUGCCGUUUAAAUCACUCAUUAGUAGAUGUGUUUUUGCGAAAUUUGAACUAAGUUUUGCUUUUCAUUGUAUAGAAAUGGAUUUUUUCCAAUAUCAUGUAGCCAUAAUACUAAGAAUGAAAUACUAUCUCCUACGAGGUUUCCAAAGACAUGCAACACAACAUUCGACACUGGGGUAGUGAAGUAGCAGAGCGGAGAACCAAUACGAUGUGGAGCAUGGAGGAGAACUGCAGCAGUUACGAAAUGACCAACUCGCUAUGGAGGCACAUUUCAGGGUCUUCACAAGAAGACGGAAUAAGGGAGAGCGAGAUCAAAAGGAGGACCAGUGCAGCCUCAGCAGUAAUGCGGACACUGUACCACUGCUCCAUUCUGUUGUGGUGAAAGAGUUAAGGUGG